Molecule: messenger RNA, 2317 nt
Organism: Pocillopora meandrina
Lineage: Eukaryota; Metazoa; Cnidaria; Anthozoa; Scleractinia; Pocilloporidae
Source: the annotation of a GenBank genome assembly
AUGGCGUUCCAUAUGAAGACCCUCUUCGGUUGUGUCUCUGCGAUUUCAUUGAUAUGCAUCGUUUUUUAUGGAAUGAACAAUCUGCCGUCGACAGCUCGCUGUCCUACCGUAGAGCGCAAGUAAGUGAUAUUACUUCUCAUAUAGAUCUUGCUAGAAAUAAAGAUAUUUCUCCAGAUCAAGUCAAUUUUGCCCCCCUUUAUUCCAUCGACAGGAAAUUAAUAAUAUUUUACUAUCCCUACAGGUGUUAAUCUUUGUCCCAGAUUUAUCGUGCAGCUGCAGUUCGAAAGCUAUAUUAGCAGUCAUUUUAACCUCAUUCCAAUGUUUUUUCAAUGCGAUAAUUAACUUCCAGGAAUUUUGAACGAUUGGAAACUUAAUUUCGAACGCUGUUGUAUUGGGUAAAAUUCAGAAUAUAACGUCUUUAAAAACAUUCCGAUAAUUAAUUUUCUACAAAUUUACAAGGAUACCGCAGAACUAAAACUAUUUCAAUCUCAUUUAAUGAAGAUGAAUUAAUAUUUAAACUUCUCAAACCUCCUUGACUUUUGCUCAAAACAUAGUCAAACUUUCGAGAACAACAAUCGUUAGCAAUGGUUAACUCAUUUUAUAAUUAUCUCCUUUCCUUUCAAUUAUUUUAUUACUUAUUGUAAAAAAUCAGGAAUUUCUAUUUCUGGGAUAAAGUCACGUACAUGCGUCUCGAUAUUUACAUUUUGAAUAAAUAGAAAUCCUAUCGAUUUGAAGGUGAUUUAAAAAUAGAAGAGAGUUUUUUCAGGUCAUGCGAACAGGUUCUACACAGGAGUUUAUUCUCUUACAGAUGAUUUUCUUAGCUUAGAAAAUAAAAUUAUUAUCAUGGAUAGUACAUCACGUGUCUAAAGAGAAGAGGCUAAAAAGGCAAUGAUACACUCUGAUAAGGAAUUACGUGUGAUAAAUUGCACGAAUUAGGUAACAACCAAUAAAUGAAAUAUUAACUUUUCUUUCUUGAAAUAGGAUAACAUCCACAAGGAAUUUGCAGUUCGAGAGAGCUGACAUUUUGUCAGCUAGAGAACGACAAGCAGACCAAACAGAGUAUCGGUUUGUAAAUAUAUCAUCACAACCAGAGAACCAUCCAAGCUUGAAGAGUCAAAAGCCGCCAAAACAUCAGAAAAAGCAAACAUGCUCCCCGACAAAUCAUGUCCUGUUUCUAAAAACUCACAAAACUGGUAGUAGCACAAUCACAAAUAUUCUUAACCGAUAUGGAGACAAAAAAAACUUGACUUUUGUGCUACCGAGGCAGAAGCAGCUUUUCACGUUCUUGUGGCCAGCAAGAUUUCGCGUCUCCUACAGUGCACCUUUGUACAAUUUUGGGGCAAAUAUUCUCUGCAAUCACGCGAGGUUUAACAAAAGACCAAUGAAUUAUAUAUUUCCAAAAGUGCACAGUCGCUACAUAACAAUACUCAGGGAUCCGGUUUCACAAUAUGAAUCUGUGUUUAAUUUCAUGCAUUUUGCGAAGCCGUUGGGUUUUAAGGACGAAGAAGACCCUCUUGGAACGUUUUUAAAAUUUCCACCACCGUUUCAAGAGAUAAAACCUUUGAUGAAAACAACUUUGGCCCUUAAUUUAGUGCGCAACCCGAUGCUUUUCGAUCUUGGUUUGGAUUUUCGAUACUUCCAAAAUGUGACUGCGGUUAAGCGAUACAUAAAUUUCUUGGACAAAGAAUUUGAUCUGGUCAUGAUUCUAGAACAUUUCGAUGAGUCCCUGUUGCUUCUAAAACGACUUUUGUGCUGGGAGUUGAAAGAUAUUUUGUACUUCAAAUUGAACGAGCGGCAAGAUAAGCAGAAGCAGAAAGUUAUAGAUAAGGAAGUUAGAGAGGAUAUAAAGAGCUGGAACAAGGCCGAUUUUAUGCUGUAUCAGUAUUUCUAUAGAACGUUCUGGAAAAAAGUCAAAGCUCAGGGACCGAGUUUUCAAAAAGAACUCAGGAUUUUUAAACGUAGAAAGGAAGCCUUGUCAAGAGCUUGUCUGCAAAAAGGAAACUUCUUGGACGAGGCGUAUACUGGAGUUUACGUAAAAGGCUACUCCCUCAAGAAAAACGUCCCCAUGAGGAAGAGAAAGCUUUGCGAAAACAUGAUGAAAAAUGAAAUUUCGUAUGUAAAAUACUUCAGAGAGAAGAUAAACAAUCAAGUGAAGAAAAUCGAAGAACCAGACGAGUAUCUUGAUGAUCCUAAGAAUGAUUGGGAAGUGGCCAGCGAUCUGGAACAUGAUCCUAUUCUAUCAGGGGUUGGUUCAGCCGAUGCAGCUCCUGUUGUGCCAAAGCCUGACUCCUUGCAGGGAGGGGAGACAAAGCCAUAG